AUGUGCCUGUUAAUAAGAUUAGUAAUUAAAAAGCUUGAUAGGAAUUGGCAAGCAUAGCUCCUCCGCCUUUCCCUCCCCUCCAAGCCAGGCUGGCGUGGAGUCUGAGGCAGGGUUGGCAGAGUACCUGAGGGAGUGAAGGCAGGAAGGCUCUGCUGGAACCUCUGCCUGCAAGAAGGCAAUGGAGAAAUCUCGGCCGCUAUGGGACAAUCCUCUGCAGUUUGUUUUCGCCUGCAUUUCCUAUGCCGUGGGGCUGGGAAAUGUGUGGAGGUUUCCAUACUUAUGUCAGAUGUAUGGUGGAGGUGGUUUUCUGAUCCCAUACCUUAUCAUGCUGAUUGCUGAGGGAAUGCCACUGCUCUACUUGGAGCUGGCUGUGGGGCAGCGUAUGCGUCAGGGCAGCAUCGGCGCCUGGAAAAUAAUAAGCCCCUACCUCUGUGGUGUUGGUGUUGCCAGUGUUGUUGUCUCAUUUUUCCUCUCCAUGUACUACAACGUGAUCAAUGCCUGGGCCUUCUGGUACCUCUUCCACAGCUUCCAGGACCCCUUGCCAUGGGCCACCUGCCCCCUCAACAGCAACCAUACUGGCUAUGAGGAGGAGUGUGAGAAGACGUCGUCCACCCAGUACUUCUGGUACCGGCAGACCCUGAACAUCUCUCCAUCACUGGAGACAAGUGGCAGUGUGCAGUGGGAACAGGCACUCUGCCUGACACUGGCUUGGCUAGUGGUCUACCUCUGCAUCCUCCGCGGCACCGCAUCCACUGGCAAGGUUGUCUAUAUAACAGCCUCUUUGCCAUACUGUGUUCUCAUCAUAUACCUCAUCAGAGGAUUAACACUUCAUGGUGCUGUGAAUGGGCUCAUCUACAUGUUCACACCAAAGCUGGAGCAACUCUCAAACCCCAAGACAUGGAUCAGUGCUGCCACGCAGAUCUUCUUCUCCCUGGGCCUAGGCUUUGGCAGCCUCAUUGCCUUUGCCAGCUACAACGAGUCCAGCAACAACUGUGAGAGGCAUGCAAUCAUUGUCUCGCUGAUCAACAGCACCACCUCCAUAUUUGCCAGCAUCGUCACUUUCUCCAUCUAUGGCUUCAAGGCGACCUUUAACUACGAGAGCUGUAUAAACAAGGUGAUCCUGCUGCUGCUGAAUGCAUUUGACCUGGAAGAAGGCUCUUUAACAGCAGACAACCUCAAUGAGAUGAAAGAGUACCUCAUGGCCACUUACCCGCAGGAAUAUGCCCAGUUAGCACCACAGAUUAAAAACUGCAGUUUAGAAGCUGAGCUGGACACGGCUGUCCAGGGAACAGGACUGGCAUUUAUAGUCUAUUCUGAAGCUAUCAAAAACAUGGAGGUGCCCCAGCUGUACUCUGUGCUCUACUUCUUCAUGCUGCUGAUGCUGGGCAUUGGCAGCAUGCUGGGAAACACUGCUGCUAUCCUCACACCACUGACCGACAGCAGAGUCAUUGCUGCCCGUUUCCCCAAGGAGGUGAUCUCGGGUGUUGUGUGUUUCAUUAACUGUGUGAUUGGCCUAAUCUUCACCAUGGAGGCUGGAAAUUAUUGGUUUGACAUAUUCAAUGACUAUGCAGCCACCCUCUCAUUGCUGCUCAUUGUGCUGGUAGAAACCAUUGCUGUGUGUUACAUCUACGGGAUAAGAAGAUUUGAGAAAGAUCUUUACACCAUGAUUGGACGCAAGCCAAACUGGUAUUGGAAAAUUAUGUGGGCUUUUGUCAGUCCUCUGCUAAUUAUAAGCCUAUUUAUAUUUUACAUCACCGACUACAUCCUUACAGGAACGUUGCAAUACCAAGCAUGGGAUGCCACACAGGGGCAGCUGGUGACAAAGGACUACCCAGGCUAUGCCCUCGCCGUGAUCGGGCUGCUGGUGGCAGCAUCCACCAUGUGCAUACCCCUGGGGGCACUAGUGACUUUUAUAAGGAAGAGACUGAAGAGGGAAAAAGUUUCAACUGUUGCAUGA
Molecule: messenger RNA, 1957 nt
Organism: Acanthisitta chloris (rifleman)
Lineage: Eukaryota; Metazoa; Chordata; Aves; Passeriformes; Acanthisittidae
Gene: SLC6A20
Product: solute carrier family 6 (proline IMINO transporter), member 20
Exons: 11
Coding region: 179-1957 (592 amino acids)
Biological process (GO): sodium ion transmembrane transport
Cellular component (GO): plasma membrane
Molecular function (GO): L-proline transmembrane transporter activity
Source: RefSeq, a predicted model, not a curated record